AUGUUUUCUCUUCCGUUCGACCUUAUAGAGGAGCAACAGCAAGCAUGGGCAUCUAUACCUGAAACCCUCCCUCUGGCCCAUCAUUACUUCAAACUGCUCUUGAUAUUUUUAGUCAUAGUGCUGUCCUUGCUUCUAGAGGGUAUUCUUAAUACGAUGCUCCCGGUCUCUGGUGUACCGGCAACCCUGGCCGCUGUCUACACGAGUGUCCAAGGUCGUACUGGGUAUGUUGCUGACCUCGUUUAUGCACGGGGCACAGUUUAUUUUCUGUGCGCUAUUGUUGCUGUAUUCAUGAUAGCACACUUAUUUCGAAAAUUAAUCCCCCCGAAAUUGGCCAAUGGGUUAUUUCAGAAGCCCAAAGGAUUCAUGCGGUACCUCGUGUAUAGGGGCUUCCGCAUACCAUCCCUUUCCUUGCUUUCACCAAAUGUUGGUGGAAUGCUGGUAGUUUCGUUGGGUAUUCUCUUUUUCUCGGCUCUAACCCUGGGGCCGAAACCAUACUACUGGCCAAACACGGAAAAGGUUAUAUUUGGGAACAGUCCCCCAAUUGCUAUCAGGGCGGGAUGGAUGGCCCUUGGUUUAUUGCCUUUUGUGAUCGUUCUUGCAGCGAAAACGAACUGGAUUACGAUGAUGACUGGGGUACCCCAUGAAAAACUUCAAAUCUUCCAUCAGUGGACAAGCUGGGCAAUGUUUACCUUAGGGCUAAUCCAUAUGUUCCCCUUUAUAAUAUAUCAAAUUCGGCACGGAGAUAUUGCGUACCGGUGGAGUACAUCUGCAUACUACUGGACAGGCGUUGUCGUAAUUAUUGCGCAGGCUUACCUGAACUUCAUGUCCUUACCAGUGAUAAGAGCAUCUGAACAAAUUAUCUUGAAUAGGGAUUAUUUCAUUGCAACUGCAGCCGUAUAUCUGCCCUGCCUUGUUAUUGCUCAAAUUCGGACCUUUUAUAUCAACCGGGUUUGCCUAGCGUCAAUCGAUGUUCUCCCUUGCGGCCUGAUUCGUAUUAAGAUACCCUGCAUGAUCUCAUGGAAAGCAGGACAACAUGUGUUCGUCCGAUUUCUUGGCAUGGGAGCUCACUCUCUAACGGCACACCCUUUUACAAUUGCUUCAUUACCGCGUGCCAAUUCCUCAAGUGACCAGCCGAACGACAUGGUUAUUUAUGUUAAACGUCAAGAAGGGACUACAAAAUCGCUCUUAACCGCUGUUCAGGAAGCCUCUUCUUUAACCAUGGGGACCUUGAUCGAAGGCCCUUACGGGGGUGUUUGUCACGGGAGCGGAACUAUGGCCAAGUUUGAUACCAUUCUAGUAAUCGCUGGUGGUUCUGGUGCUGGAUUCUCCUUUACCGUAGUAGAAGAUGUUUUGAGACAUGUCACAGAGACCAAUUCCCCUGGAAGAACCGCAGAGAAGACUCUAAAGAUCAUAUACGCAGCUCAUUCCUCAUCUAUGGCGCAAUGGUACGAUGGCGAGAUCAGGACCAUGCUCUCACGUUGGGCGUCAAGCCUAGCCGUCUCGGUUUUGAUACAUACCACGUCGAAUGGUGACUCUCUUCGUGGCUCUGAACCCCAGUUAGAAGGGACAUCCAAUAACGAUGAUAUCACCGACCGCCCACAGAACGCCCGUACACGGAGCUAUGAUGAUAUAGAAAAAGGAUCGGUGCACGGUGAAAAGAAUGAAAACUCCCAAGGGAUGAUAAGACCUAUCAUCCAUCUACAAGGCCGGCCAUCGAUAAGCAGUGCCGUGGCUUCUCUGACUGAUAGAGCUGCAGGCAAAACGAUUGGAAUAGCCGUUUGUGGGCCAUCUUUAAUGAUACACGACGUUCGAAAUGCGGCGGCAGAAGCACAACGGAGCGUGUUAGCAGGCCAUGUUAAAGAGGUGUUUUUACAUACAGAAAGCUUCUCGUAUCUCGAUAUUGAUUUUGAAGCGCUUCGAAUCUCUGUUGGCGCCCCUUUCUGCGGGGCGUGGACGAAAUAG
Messenger RNA from Microsporum canis CBS 113480, 1962 nucleotides. RefSeq lists its product as hypothetical. Gene Ontology annotation, cellular component: plasma membrane. Gene Ontology annotation, molecular function: ferric-chelate reductase activity. The transcript has 7 exons. Gene Ontology annotation, biological process: intracellular iron ion homeostasis; copper ion import; iron ion transport. The coding region runs from base 1 to 1962 and encodes 653 amino acids. Lineage: Eukaryota; Fungi; Ascomycota; Eurotiomycetes; Onygenales; Arthrodermataceae. The record is from RefSeq and is a predicted model, not a curated record.